Messenger RNA from Archocentrus centrarchus (flier cichlid), 3932 nucleotides. RefSeq lists its product as uncharacterized. Lineage: Eukaryota; Metazoa; Chordata; Actinopteri; Cichliformes; Cichlidae. The transcript has 2 exons. Bases 611 to 3562 code for a protein of 983 amino acids. The record is from RefSeq and is a predicted model, not a curated record.
GUGAAUGUAAACAGGUUGUAUAAGCGCUUUGAGUGCUCAUACUGAGUAGAAAAGCGCUAUAUAAGAACUAGUCCAUUUACCAUUUACCAUUUGUGUAUUUUGUGAAAGAUCAGGUCACAGUUUGUACAAGUGUAGAAGAUUUCUGGAAAAACCAACAGUAGAACGACACAAGUUUGUUCAAGAAAGUAAACUGUGCUUUGGCUGUCUCAAACCUGGACAUCAUUCGAGAGACUGUAAGAAUAGAAAUACUUGCAGUACAUGCCAGAAAAGGCAUCCGACUUGCUUACAUGAGGAUCGGAAGGAAGAACAGAAGUCAGGAAAGUUUGAAAGAACAAAGGAAGGCGAUAGCUGCAGGAAAAGAAACGAACAAGUAGAAGAAACCAGAGCAAGACAAAUAAGUGAGGUGACAUCUAACAGAGUUCAGCAUGACAACACCAGCACUCAGACAUCCACAAUUAUUCCUGUGUGGGUUUCAGCAGUGAAAGAGCCUAACAAAGAAACACUUGUUUAUGCACUCCUUGAUACACAGAGUGACACAACUUUCAUUCUUGAAGAGACAGCACGUUCUCUAAAGGCAAAGGGUGAACAGGUCAAACUCAAGUUAUCUACCAUGGCCUCUAAGACUACUGUUGUAUCAUGCCAAAGGCUCUCUGGUUUGCAAGUCAGAGGAUUCAAUUCAGAGAAGAAAAUAACUCUUCCUACAGCUUACACAAGGAAAUUCAUUCCUGCAAAUAGAGAUCAUAUCCCUACACCAGAGACAGCUAGGGCAUGGGCUCAUCUUGAGCACAUCGCUGAUAAGUUAGCUCUUCCUCAAAGUUGUGAAGUUGGCUUACUAAUUGGCUACAACUGUUCACAAGCUCUUCUUCCUAGAGAAGUGGUGUCUGGUGAAGAAAAUCAACCAUUUGCACAGAGAACAGACUUAGGAUGGAGCAUUAUUGGAUAUGCCAGCCCAUACAUGGAUGGUGGAGACGCUAUUGGAGUGAGCCAUCAAGUUAUCACAAGGCAAGUGACACCAUCACUCCAGCUUCCAUCCAGUCGCAACCAUGAAGUUCACUAUGUGUGCAGGACACAGAUCAAAGAAGUAAUCUCAUCUGACAUAAUUAAGGCACUUGAAUGUGACUUUAAUGAGAAGGUCGCUGAGGACAACUACUUCUCCCAAGAUGAUCUUCAGUUUUUAUCAAAACUGAAACAGGGAAUCCGGCACAAAGAAGAUGGUCAUGUUGAGAUGCCUCUCCCAUUUAAAGGGGAACGGCCAAACUUACCAGACAAUAUCCAGUGUGCUGUCCAUCGCCUCAAGUACCUAGAAAGAAAGCUAAGGAGAGACAGACAGUAUUAUCAGGACUACAAAACCUUUAUGGAGGAGACUAUUACUCACGGAGAUGCUGAGAAGGUCCCAGAUGCAGAUCUUCACAAACACCCAGUGUGGUAUAUCCCACACCAUGGUGUUUAUCAUCCACAAAAGCCUGGCAAAAUACGCAUUGUUUUUGACUGUUCUGCCCGGUCUCAGGGAACAUCCUUAAAUGAUCACCUUUUGACAGGUCCAGAACUGACAAAUUCCCUUGUUGGUGUCCUGUGUCGCUUUCGCAAAGGAAAAAUAGCAAUCAUGUGCGACAUAGAACGCAUGUUCCACCAAUUUCAUGUCAAGACUGAGGACCAAGAUUACCUCCGCUUCCUCUGGUGGGAGAAUGGAGAUUUGGAGUCGGAGCCAUCAGUGUAUCGUAUGAAAGUCCAUUUAUUUGGUGCUGCUUCUUCCCCAGGCUGCGCUAACUAUGGACUUAAACACCUUGCCGCAAUUUCAAGAGAAAACUUCAGCAAAAAAUCUGUCAGCUUCAUAGAAAGAAAUUUUUAUGUAGAUGACGGCUUGACAAGUGUGUCCACUGAAACUGAAGGAAUCCAGCUGGUGAAUGAAGCAAGACAGCUCUGCAGCAGAGGCAACUUAAAGCUGCACAAGUUCACCUCCAACAGCAAGAAUGUAUUGUCAUCCGUUCCCGAGGAAGAACGUGCUGGUGGAGCCAAAAACUUGGAUAUGGCUCUCGGUGAACCAUACAUGGAGAGAGCGCUUGGUGUCCAAUGGUGUGUCACAUCAGAUGAGUUCCAGUUUAGAGUAGUGGUAAAGGAAAACCCUAUCACUAGAAGAGGAGUAUUAUCCACAGUGGCAUCAGUGUUUGAUCCACUCGGAUUUGUUGCACCAUUCAUCCUUGCAGGGAAGAAAAUCCUCCAGCAAAUGUGUCAUGAGAAAGUUAGCUGGGAUGAUCCUCUUCCGGAUCAUCUGCAGCCUCAGUGGGAAUCCUGGUUGAGAGGUCUUCAAGAUCUAGCCAGCAUUAAGGUACAACGAUGUUUUUCGCCAUCAAGCUUGGGAGAAAUCGAACUUCAUGAGCUUCACCAUUUUUCAGACGCCAGUGCUUCAGGUUAUGGAGAGUGUUCAUACCUGAGAAUAGUGAGUGCAUCUGGAGAAGUACACUGUUCCCUAGUGAUGGGGAAAGCAAGGGUGGCUCCUUUAAAGGUGACAACUAUACCCAGGCUCGAGCUCUCUGCAGCCGUUGUAGCUGUACGCACAAGUGACAUGCUCCGGGAGGAGCUCGAAAUAGAAAGCCUGAAGGAAUACUUCUGGACAGAUUCAAGAGUCGUCCUUGGCUACAUCAACAAUGAUGCAAGGAGAUUUCACGUUUUUGUAGCAAAUCGUGUCCAGCGUAUUAGGCAGAGCACUCAUCCUGACCAAUGGAACUAUGUUGCCUCAGAGGACAACCCUGCUGACCACUCUUCUAGGGGACUGACAGCUGUACAGCUAAAGACAUCGAACUGGUUUAGAGGCCCAGAUUUUCUGUGGCAACUACAGCUCCCAAGUAGGUUGAUCAUGGUGGGAGAGAUUUCAGAAAAUGACCCAGAACUACGAAAGGCUCAUGCCCACAACCUUCAAUCAAGGGAAGAGCGGUCGCUGCUUGAUCGUCUUGAAAGGUUUUCAGAUUGGACAAGAGCAGUACGGGCAGUAGCCACACUGAAAUGUAGAGCGAAGGGCCAGAAACUAAGGUCCAAUGAACCCACAACCUUGGAAGAACGUAAGGAAGCAGAAGUUUUUCUUAUAAGACUGGUUCAAGCCAUGCACUUCCCUAAGAACACAAUGAGUCGUAAGCAAAAUGGACAAAUCAAAGCAACUGACAAGACAAACAAAUUGCACAAAUUAAACCCAUUCCUUGAUGAGCAGGGUGUGCUCAGGGUAGGAGGGCGUUUAACCCACUCCAGUCUUCACCCUCACGUGAAACACCCAGCUAUCCUUCCCAAGGAAAACCAUUUGUCAACACUCCUUAUCAAGCAUUAUCAUGAAAGGGUGCAACACCAGGGACGGGGUAUGACUGUUAAUGAACUGCGAGCCAAUGGUGUUUGGAUUCUUGGAUGCAGUAAGGCAGUCUCGUCACAUAUUUACAACUGCACAAGGUGUAGGAAGUAUAGACGCAGCACUGAAGAACAACGGAUGGCUGACCUCCCACAAGAGCGUGCAGAGUUGACUCCACCCUUUACAUACUGUGGGAUGGACUGCUUUGGACCCAUCUAUAUUAAAGAGUGAAGUGCAACUCCGAAGUUGAUCGUAUUUCUCCCGUUUGGUUACAGCAGGCAAUGAGGUGCGUUCAAGGUGUCUGUUAAUUUGAGUUUCCAUGUAAAUGUGAUGAAACAGGCAUUUUAUGUCUGUAAACCUAACAUGUACUGGGUUUAUAUUGGUCAUAGUGUUAUUAUAAGGCAUGUUACAUGAUGUCUAAAUGAUUGAAGUUUGCUGAAUGUGUAAGAAAGGAAUUAAUGGUUACUGUUUAGGAAUUGUGAGGUUUCUAAAUACAAUUUUUAUUUUAUUAGUUCUCACGAUGGCAACGCUGAGUGAUCCUGUUGGUGAGCUUGGAAUAAACCAUCUGUAUAUAAAGAACUUGUCCUCGUGGUGACUGACG